AUGAUGCAUUCUUGAAACUUCUUGAAUUUUUCGCAAGAGCAAGACUUACAUCCGAUUGAUUUAAAAGCAAACCAUUAGAAAUUUUCAUCAGGGGAAAAUUAAUCACCUUCGUUGUGAGUUAAAAGUUUUUAACAUAAACUUUUUGGUAUAGAAUAUUUGAUUCGAUAUAUAAUUAAUAUUUUGAUAAAAAAUCUUCAGUUAAUUCUAAAUAUCUUGCAUUCUAAGCAUACCUAAAUUAGGUUUUUAAUUGCAAAACUUUACGAAUAAAAGGGCGAAAAAUUUUUAAAAAUAAAAUUUUAUAAAAAGCCAUUGGUCAGUGAGAAAAAUAAUCUUCCUAACAUGGAGGAGAGUUAAAUGAAAAUAUAAUAAAAGAAAUGGGGAUUUUAGAAAAAAUCCUUGAAAAGCCUGUCGAAAACCUUUUAAGAUCUAACAUACCUCCUCCUAAUAGAGAAGCUUUACUGCUCUUUAGAGAAUACUUAAAAUUUGCUAGUUGCUUAACAUGAUGUCAUACAGAUGGGACUCCUUGGUAAUUUAUAGCUAGAUCCAAAAUUAUUAAAACAUCUAUUAGGGCAGAAUUCGAGGCAGCUCGUGAAGAAAAAGACCCACUUAUCCAAGGCCAACUUAUUGUAUCUUGACGACAAGCUCUUGAUGAAUUAAAGCACAAAUAUAAUGAUGCUCAGCAUGCUUUUGUACAAAGAAUUCACGAUGGAAGAACAGAUAAUAAAAGAGAUAUAUAA
Messenger RNA from Blepharisma stoltei, 737 nucleotides. Lineage: Eukaryota; Ciliophora; Heterotrichea; Heterotrichida; Blepharismidae. The record is from the annotation of a GenBank genome assembly.